Messenger RNA from Peronospora farinosa, 2682 nucleotides. NCBI's taxonomy places the organism in Eukaryota, Oomycota, Peronosporomycetes, Peronosporales, Peronosporaceae. The record is from the annotation of a GenBank genome assembly.
AUGGUGGACGAAAAUGGCUACGCGUACGAGCAGGAAUUUGACGAAAUGGACGAGUGGGAGGCUAUGCACGCUCAUGAGAUGGAGGCUGCAGAUGAGGAGAUGCGUGCUAUGGAGUCUUUUGAGCAGUGUCAAGCAGAAAAGAGUCAGCAGCAUCCUCCAGUUCCAGUAAUUCAACAGUCUUUGAGCGAUAACGCUGCAGAGAAGACCGAUGACAGUCUCGAGAAGGUACAGAGCCGACUGGAUCAAGUAUUGUCACGAUGUGCAAUGAUUUUGGGAGAUGACGGGGAUGAAGACGUGGCGAUGGAGACAGCAGGAUCCCGCCUUAAGGACUUUGUGCACACUGAGAAACGGACUGUGGCAUCAAAUGUAGACACAAUCACAGCCAAGUAUCUGUACAAUCGACCGCCUAUUGAUGUGGACUCGCUGUCCGUGGUGCUUCAGGAUGGAAAGAGAUUGUUUUUACGCAAGAAGCGACAGCAUUCGGCGGUUGUUACCUCCAAUUCCGUUCGUAGUGAAGUGAAGUCCCUUGUCCCUAUUAAACAAAUGAUGGAAGCAGUUCAGCGGAUGGAAAUUGAGGAAGCAGCUUCAAAAGAGGACGAGGCUCUGCUUCAGGAGCAUGAAUCAGCUAGUAAUGUAGCUUUCAACAUGUCGAACGAAGUGCUGUGGUUGGACAAGUACAAACCUCAGAGCUUCUUGGACCUAUUGAGCGACGAGCGAACGAACCGUGAGGUCCUCACUUGGAUCAAGUCAUGGGACCGGUACGUGUUCCCGAGGAAAAGGCGUGCUAAUGGCGCAGCUCCAGUUUCUCCUGCUAAGAUGAACGCUUUUGGAGGCCCAAACAUAUCUUCGUGGAAUCAGGCCUCUUCAAAUGCUCAAGCUAACGGCAAUACUGAAACCAACGACGAGGAGGAUAAGAGACCAUUCAAUAAGAUUAUUCUAAUCUGUGGACCACCUGGAGCGGGAAAAACGACGUUGGCCAACAUUGUUGCGCGUCACGCUGGUUACAACCCUAUUGAAGUAAAUGCUAGCGACGACAGGACGGCAUCUGUCUUGCGCAAUAAAAUUAUCAGCGCGAUGGAGAUGCAAUCUAUUUGGGGUGAUCGUAAACCAAACUGCAUCAUCCUCGACGAAAUCGAUGGCGCUAUGAAUGGCAACGAUGGUAAAUCCGCUAUUGAUGUCAUUCAAGAAAUUGUACAAGCUCCUCUGCAAAAGAAGAAAGUAGGAACGAAAGCUGCAGCCAAGAGUCGCCAUCCGUUGACUCGCCCGCUAAUAUGUGUCUGCAAUGAGCUGUACGCGUCUGUGUUGCGCCCACUGCGUCAGAUGGCUAAGAUUUUUACGCUGGAUACACCACAUUCGCAACGCCUUGUCACACGUCUGAAGUACAUUUGUCGCCAUGAAGGGGUCAGGGCUUCCACAGGUGCGUUAGCAAAUCUUUGCGCCAGCGCUGGCAACGAUAUCCGCUAUUGCUUGAAUACGCUACAACUUCAAAGUACGCAGUCGCGUGGAGCUGUGCAAAGCACAUCGGGUAUUGUGAACCUAAGCACCGGCCUCAUUGCUCAAAAAGAUCAUGCUCAUGGCAUGUUUGAAGCGCUAGAUCUUGUGUUUUAUGAAACGCGCUUGCAGUCUGCUAAAAGAGAGCUUCCUGUUGCUGAGAAGAUCAUUGAAGCUGUUGCAUCGCUGGGAAACUUUCCCUUAUUGCUCAAUGGUCUGGAUGAGAACGUCCCUAAAAUGAUCUUCAACGACCCCUCCAUGAACAAGAUCUGUGACGUUUACGAGUGGCUAGGACUUGCGGAUGAGUAUGAUAAUCGUGCUCGAUCAGAGCAGCAGUACGUAUUUCAAGCAUACAUUCCAUUCGCUGCCAUCGCAACGCACGCAUCUUGCUGCACAAGCUCUAGGCGGCGUGUGGAAUACCCUCACGCUCAGUUUGAUGCCCAGAAACGAAGCAACCGGUCUGAGAAUAUACUCGUGGCAUUGACAGAGGGUGCGCAGUUGCAGCCAAUCCUACGAAUGAGCACAAGUGUUCUUGUCGUUGACGUCGUGCCGUGGCUAGUUGCGAGCCUAUCGCCCAACAUUCGACGCAUCAACCCGUCACUGCAAACAAAGGAAGAGAAGAUAAUGAUUCAGCGACUCAUUCAGCUCAUGGCGUCGCUGGGACUGUCAUUCCGGCACAAGUAUUUGUCCGAAGGUAGCGAAGACUACGCACUUGAACCGGCAAUAAACGAACUUGUGGAAUUCCGAAACAAUGAUGGCAAUGCAGCGUACCAAACCAUUCUUCCGCUGACUGUACGAAAAAUGAUCGCUCGUGAGGUGGAGCUCGAGCAGAUGUGUCGAAAUGAAAACUCUGCUUCGUCAAUGAAGCAGAAUGGCCGCAGCAAGGUGUCGAUCACGACAGUCGGCAAAUUAAGCGAAGCUACUAUUGAGGAGAAAGCUGCAAAUGCCACCUAUGCUCUGCCAAAACUCAGCGAGAUGGAGCUGGCGAAGAAAAACGACGCCUUGCGCAAGCGCAAUCCUUUUGCAUUCGCACACCGCGAGUCCAAACGCAAACGUGACGAGGAAUUGAAUGCAAAGUUAAAGCAGCAACGCACAGACAAUACCCAUGCAUACUCCAUGGUGCGAUACAAGUUCAAUGAAGGCUACACUUGUGGCAUCAAGACAGCCGUGUACGUCCGUGAUUUAUUAUAA